Molecule: messenger RNA, 2243 nt
Organism: Amphibalanus amphitrite
Lineage: Eukaryota; Metazoa; Arthropoda; Thecostraca; Balanomorpha; Balanidae
Product: b(0,+)-type amino acid transporter 1-like
Exons: 1
Coding region: 453-1964 (503 amino acids)
Biological process (GO): amino acid transmembrane transport
Cellular component (GO): membrane
Molecular function (GO): L-amino acid transmembrane transporter activity
Source: RefSeq, a predicted model, not a curated record
CAUGUUGGAAAUUAUUACAUAAAGUUUCGUCUAAAUUCAACGAAUAGAAGAUACUGACACCGUAAACAGCUGUUCAAACAAAAGCCAUAUUUUGACAGACUAUCGCAUGGUCUAUUCAAGCCCAUACUGAGCAGAGCCCCAGCUGUGGCCCCAGUCAGACUCCUGCCUCUGUGAUGAGGCGGCGUUAGCGGCCGGCGAAUGCAGCGACAGUCACGCUUUACGUGCACCGGCAAACCCGGUCACAUCGGCGGCGAGAGCACAAUACCGCCAGCACGUCUGAGGGAGCACCGCACCCACUCGGCCAGACAGCUCCGCCAGUGCAGGUGCGGACACCAGAGGUGUCGGAGGACAGCCCGGUGGUUAGUGGUGUCAUUUCAGCUUAGUCAAGGACUGCAGGUGGACGCCUGACGCGAGUCACUGCUGACGGCGCGUUACUGUGCAGCUCAGCAGCGAUGGACAACCCGGCCUUCACGGCUGACGAUGGAGUUCGGAGCAGGCAGGGAGGCAAGGGCAGUGGAGCUAAAGAUGGUCUCCAACCGUCUGCUGCCGACUCCGGCCACGAGACGCGCAUCCCGCGCACUGUGGGCGCCUUCUCAGGCACGGCCAUCAUCGUGGGCACCAUGAUCGGCUCCGGCAUCUUCGUGUCGCCCAAGGGCGUGCUGGAGCGGACGGGCUCGGUGGCGCUGUCGCUGCUCGUCUGGCUCGGCUGCGGAGUUCUCAGCACACUGGGCGCGCUCUGCUACAUUGAGCUCGGCCUCGUGAUUCCAGAGUCGGGCGGCGAGUUCUCGUAUCUGUUCCGCGGCUUUGGACCGCUGCAUCGCUUCUUCGGACCAUUACCGGCUUUCUUGGCAUCGUGGAGCAUCAACCUAAUCACCAAGCCGGCAUCGACGGCCAUCCUGAGCCUGGCGUUUGCAGAGUACUGUGUACAGCCGUUCUUCAGUGUCGAGUGUCCGCCGCCGCCAGCCGUCAUCCCUCUGGUGGCCGCCGCAGCCUGCUGGCUCAUCACCAUCGCGCACUGCUACAGCGUGCGCAUGGGCACUGGCAUGCAGAACCUCUUCACCGUCUCCAAGCUGAGCGCCGUGGCGCUGGUGGUCGCCGGCGGCGUGUACUCGCUCUACCAGGGCAACACCCGACACCUAGCCACCGGCUUCCAGGGCAGCACGAGCUCGGCCAGCGACGUGGCCACCGCCUUCUACAGCGGCCUCUGGGCCUACGACGGCUGGAACAACCUCAACUACCUCACCGAGGAGGUGGUCAACCCGGCGCGCAACCUGACGCUGGCCAUCGUGGUGGCGCUUCCGCUGGUCACCAUCUGCUACCUGCUCAUCAACGUGGCCUACCUGAGCGUGCUCUCGCCGCGCGAGCUGCUCGCCUCGCCGGCCGUGGCCGUCACGUUCGCCGACCGCGUGCUAGGACCGGUGGCGUUCCUCAUCCCAGUCGGCGUGGCGCUCUCGGUGGCCGGCGCGCUCAACGGCACCAUCCUCAGCACCAGCCGCAUCUGCUUCGCCUCGGCGCGGCAGGGCCACAUGGUGGACAUCCUCAGCUUUAUCCACGCACGCCACCUGACGCCGGCGCCCGCGCUGCUCUUCAACGCCGUGCUCACAUCGGGCAUGAUCGCUGCCGGCAACAUCGACAAUUUGAUCGACUUCUUCAGCUUCAGCGUGUGGAUUUUCUACGGACUGGUGAUGCUGGCUCUGUUGAUCCUGCGCCGCACGCAGCCGGAGCUGCCGCGGCCGUACCGCGUCCACCUCUGGAUCCCGGUGGUGGUGCUGCUGGUCUCCAUGUACCUGGUGGUCGGCCCGAUCGCCGACGCGCCCAAGCUCGAGUACGUGUACGUGCUGUGCUUCCUGCUGUUUGGGGUGGUCGUGUACACACCGUGCGUCUUCUACGGCCACUCGGCGCCUGGCAUGCGGCGCCUGACCGAGCUCUGUCAGAAGGCGCUCGAGGUCGUGCCCACCGACUAGCAGGUCGGUGUCGGCGGUAGAGGGAAGGCGGGAGAAUCCGAUGCGGGCGAUGGACGCUGGAGCUAAUGAAAUAAUGAAUGAAAAUGAAAAUUGGACUGGGAGUGAUGCUUGAUUCGCCCGAACGACGCAUGAAUUGAGAUGAGUAGUCCUGGAAGACUAAGGAAAACUAUUGCAGUGGACGGGUGCAUUAUAAUAGGUACCGCGUGCCUUUGUUUUAAUCACUACGGUCUGUUUUGUAAAUCUCAGGGACGAGAGUGAAAUAAAAAUACCGACAAAUCA